CUUAAACCACGGGUCUCCUCCUCGGACACACCCAUGAUCACCAAUAAUCAUUAUUUUCUCCCUCUUUCCCUCUUAACUAAUUGUCUGCUAAUCAAAAAGAUCAUCAUCAAAUAUUAUAAACCUAAAAUCUAACCAUUCAGUGAUCAAAGGAUCUCAACAAAGAGAGAGAGAGAGAGAGAGAGAGAGGAGCAUGGAGACGGAGGAGGAGAAGGGGAGUAGUAUAAGCAUGGUGGAGGCAAAGUUGCCCCCAGGAUUCAGAUUUCACCCAAAGGACGACGAGCUUGUCUGCGAUUACUUGAUGGCACGAUCGCUUGGUCACAAUACUAAACAACCUCCUCCACUCCUCUUGAUCCAAGUCGAUCUCAACAAGUGCGAGCCUUGGGACAUCCCCAAAGCGGCAUGCGUGGGUGGCAAGGAUUGGUAUUUCUACAGCCAGAGAGAUAGGAAAUACGCGACUGGCCUGAGAACAAACAGAGCAACGGCCACCGGAUACUGGAAAGCCACAGGGAAAGACAGAGCCAUUCUAAGAAAGGGAAAGCUUGUUGGGAUGAGGAAGACAUUGGUGUUUUAUCAAGGUCGAGCUCCCCGUGGUCGUAAAACUGAUUGGGUCAUGCACGAGUUUCGUCUCCAGGGUUCCUUUGAUCCUCCUAAUCUGAACUCUCCAGAGGUACAGGAGGAAGACUGGGUCCUGUGUAGAGUGUUCCACAAGAAAACAGAAGGACUUUUAAGUAGAGACAACAUGGGAAGCUGUUUUGACGAGACAGUCUCCGCUUCUCUUCCUCCACUGAUGGAUUCUUACAUCAACUUUGACCAAGAACCCUCUUCUUACCUCGGUGAUGAUCAGCACUUCAUCACCAGUGAGCAAGUGCCCUGCUUCUCCAAUUUGUCACAGAACCAAACCCUAACCAACCCAGUCUCUGAAUUCAAGACUCCUUGCAAGAACAACCCUAUCCCCUUGUUCACUAGUGGUUCAGCCCCCGCCACCCUCCCAGGGCUAGACUCGUUCUGUUCUUCAGAUCAGAUGGUUCUCAGAGCUCUGCUGAGCCAGCUCACUAAGAUCGAUGGAAGCAUCGGGGCUAAAGAAUCACAAAGUUAUGGGGAAGGUACCUCCGAGAGCCUCUUGACCGACAUUGGCAUUCCAAGCACUGCUUGGAAUUGAUGACAUUAUUAGUCAUUAUUGCUAUAUUCAUAUUCAUGAUUGGAACUAUUCCUCAAGGGUGCGUGUCUGAUUGUACAAACAUUUCCCUCACUCUUGUUACAACUCAUGUAAAAUACCACUUAAGACAUUAUUAUACAUAAGAAUUUCAUCAGAUAGUUCAUUUCUUUCGGUGUAACUAUUAAACAAAAAUACUAUAUAUGAGACAUCAAUACCAGUGAACAUGAUGGAAUAAUUGAUUGUACAGCCAAGGGCCAAGGGUACUGCUCCCAGCAGAACUUGUGAACAAAAUCAAUGUUUACUAAUAGCUGAUUAAUAAUUAAAAAAGACAUGUGGGCUGAUACCAUUGUGUGUUGUUAAAGCUUUACUAGUUGUCAUGAUCUUAUAUUUGGUCUACUAAUUUUUGUAACUUUAAAUCUUAUGCAGAAUUAAGAAAACAAAGCAGAAAAUGAAUGAAAACUUGUAUCUUAAUUAAUGUAUUUUCUUUAUCUUAUUAGUAUGUAUUAGUCUGUCUUGUACUAUGCAUCAGUUGUAAUAGAUUUACGGUAGUAACUUGUGAGAUUUGGUUUCCUUGUAUAUAUAUAUAUAUAUCUAUCUAUAUACAUAAAGUAGAGUUUUCUCUCACCUCCUGCUGCCACAUCAGCAUGGAAGAAGAGGCUUUUACAGACACGUGGCAUACUCAUCACCUCCCGUCGUUGUUAAUCUCUCUUUCUGAUCCUAUUUCUUGCCUUUCCAAAUACCCUAAUAAGUUUGUUUCCGUAGACGAUCCUCCUCCCAAAAUUUAUUUGAUAACAGUUUCUCGUCGUCUCCUCUCUAUUUUAAAGGCAAACUUGGAACUCUUUUUCUUAUGAUCUCUGAUAUUUGUUACGAUAAUAAUGAUUAGUGGAUUUGUGAAGCGGCCCGAAGGCAAAGGAUCAGAGUUCAGCUAUAAAGUUGUCUCUGGCAAAUAAGAAUCAGGCGGUUGCUGCUGUGGCGGAAGAUUCAACGGAGGAUUCCGACAUCAUCUGAAGGUUGUUCAGAAGUGGCAAAAGUGUAUUACUUGAUGCAGAUAUUACGAUUGAUAAAAUCGGCCUCAACCUCCGCAGCUGCAUCAGACGCGAGUUCAACCACCCAAGGAUGAAACUCCAUCGCCCCAAUUGAGUCCAGAAGAGACUGGAGAAGAGCAAGGACCCAGCUUUCCCACGGUGAAGCUGAAGGAAACGGUGUAAGGGGAAGAGGCGGUGAAAGGGUUGGGACUUCAGAGAAUAAAACGGAAGAUGAAGCUGAACAAGAGGCUUUGAGUAUAUUCCUUGGAGAUUCUGCAGACGGAGAGAAAUUUGCAAAAGACCCAAGAUUUUAAAUGAGUUAGCAGAAGGAUAUGAGGGUAUCUGAAAAAGGCUUUCAGCUUUGCCUUCUACUGCUCAGUGCUCAUGAUGCCUCCGUACUAAUCUCAUGAUUGAGUGUGAGCCAAGCAUAUUUGAUGCCUGAAUUUGGAGCGAACACUUUAACUAAUAAACAGUGAUGAGUAUCUAGAUCUUAUAUUCUUAUCACAACUAUUGUCACCAAGAGAAUUGCUAGAGUUACAAAUUGUCGUGUGCAUGCUCGAGGAGUGGCCGUUAAGUCAAGUGAGUGGUUUUUGUUAUUGAUUGCUCUAAACCAGCUGAUGAUACGAACAUGGAUUUCUCCACGCUUGAGAAGUUUCUUCAGGAACAAAUCAAAGUCGGCGCCAAGCCGGAACUCUUAGUGACACCGUUUCCAUUAUGCGAGAGAGACAAAGGCAAGAUCACCGUUAUCGUCAUCACCGCUCCCAACCUCUCCAAAUGGUACAUCACGAUUUUCAUUUUGAGGAACUUCCAAGUAUCUGACCAGAUAUAUUUGAGAAAGUACAAUCUCCAUGAUUGGCUUUGCGUGAUUGCGUUGAACAACGACAAGGACCGGUAAGACCUAAGAUACUUAAGCAUGUACAAGCUAAGAUAUACUUAAACAUGUACAAGCUAAGAAAUUUCAACCUAUAUAAUGAGUUUUCUUUCUUAGUUUUCUUCCAGUGCCAAGGAAUAAAUGCUUGGCGUUCUUCCUCUGUUUUCUUAAAAGAAUAGGUCGGAUCUGUUUAAGAAGUUGCAGAAGAAAAAAGCAUUUUCCAUGAUGUAUAAAGAGAGAAGAGCAGCAACUACUAGCUUAAUCUCCAUGUAUUGUCAAACGGACUGUAAAAAAGACGUUUGCUUGGUUCCGUAAGCAGAUGUUAGUCUCAGGUUCCGCCCUGCAGGGAUUGAUAUAGUAACCGGUUGGGGUAGACAUUUUAGAGUUACUGCUACAGAAAUUGUGAGACAAACCGUUGAAGAGCUGCUCUACAUCUUUGGCUCAGCGUUUUUCAUGGAGAUUGAAAACUCAGAUUGUUUAGUUGUAUGUGGUGAGUCUCUGAUUGCUUUAGUCUAACGUUGAUAGGAUGCAUUUGCUGUGAGUUUUGUUUGUUUCUCAUUUUUUACUUUUUACAAAGUAUUACCUACUACCCAGUGUUGUACCUGAAGCUCUUUAUUAGUCUUCACAAGCCAUUUUAGAUCA
Molecule: messenger RNA, 3694 nt
Organism: Brassica napus (rape)
Lineage: Eukaryota; Viridiplantae; Streptophyta; Magnoliopsida; Brassicales; Brassicaceae
Product: NAC domain-containing protein 21/22
Exons: 4
Coding region: 191-1159 (322 amino acids)
Biological process (GO): regulation of DNA-templated transcription
Molecular function (GO): DNA binding
Source: RefSeq, a predicted model, not a curated record